This is a messenger RNA of Eurypyga helias (sunbittern), 949 nucleotides long. Its product is annotated as chromosome unknown open reading frame, human C1orf198. The transcript is spliced from 3 exons. The record is from RefSeq and is a predicted model, not a curated record. The coding region runs from base 52 to 654 and encodes 200 amino acids. NCBI's taxonomy places the organism in Eukaryota, Metazoa, Chordata, Aves, Eurypygiformes, Eurypygidae.
ACUUGGCAAGAUGAACACUCGGCUCCGUUCUCCUGGGAAACGAAGAGUCAGAUGGAGUUCAGCGUUGCAUCUCUGUCCAUCCAAGAACAAGGUGGUGCCCAGCUGCAGAAUGAACAGAGGCAGCCCAUUAAAGCAGCACCUGGUGUCCAAGUCCCUAAAUCUUCUCAGGCCGCCAAGACCCCUGGCUCUGAUGGGUUGAUAGCAUCCAGAAAGGAAGAGGAGUCCUCUUUCUGGAAGAUAAAUGCAGAGCGCUCAAAGUUCGAAGGAGACAAGUCUGAGUUCCAGUCCCUGACGCCCAGCCAGAUCAAGUCCAUGGAGAAGGGAGAGAAACCCCUUCCCUCCUUUUACAGACAAGAGUCUGCUCCAAAGGAGAUGGCAAAAGUGGAGAAGCCCAGCAUAACUAAACCAGAGAAGUCUGUCACCCCCAGCCUACCUUCUGUGUCUCUCGAAUGGGAGAAACCGCGACCCACUCAACUCCCCGUUAGUUCUCUAGAUGACUUCCUUCUUCCUGACCCACCACAGGACCUGGCAUGCUCUAGGACAGACAAGGAAGAUUCUGAUGGUACUGUACUUACAGAUCCACAAAUGCCUGGACAGACUAGUACAAGCAAUGUUAUCUUGAAGACUGGCUUUGAUUUUCUAGACAACUGGUAAAAGAUACUUCAAAAUAGUUCAAACCAAUUUUGGGGAAGGCGUGGAAUUUUCCCCUUGUAUGUUAAUUUACUAGCAUUUGUGUCUUUUCUUUUUUUUUUUUUUCCUAGAAGUAACUUUCAAACUCUUAAAUGUUGCCUUUGUAUAAACUUUUGUAAUACCAUAUGCAUUUUGGGGUUUCCAACAGUGAUAGAAGUGUGGUUUCAUUUGGGUAUUUUUUUAAAUCGCUGUUAAAAUUUUUAGUAGCUACUGUGUUGAGAGGAUGGGAGAAGUCACCCCCUACACGUUAAAGAAAAAC